CACUCUCACUCUCGUUCUCUCCUCGUCUCUUCCACCGGGAAGAGCCGGUGCUGGGUGCGCUCACACUCGGGCGCGCGAGCGCAGAGAGCGUGCGCUCUCACUCGCUCCGUACUCGCGCGGUGUCAUGGGCGCACGGUGGUCGUUGCGCUAUCACCGGGUGCUCCCUAUGCCGAUCCGACGUGACGGUGGAGCCUCAGCAUCAGCGUCGUCGUCGUCGUCAUCGUCGUCGUCGUCGUCGUUCGCUUACGCGCUCUAUUCGCGGGGUAGUUGUCGAGAUGAUCGUAUACGUCGUCGCUUCGCGGUCGUGCGGUAAUCAGUGAUCUGAGAUCACCUGAGGGUCAGUGAUCGGGAGAGGAUCGUAACAACCCUCUCGAAACGACGAUUAUACUCGACGUGAACGAAGAAGAGAACAGAGAGUAGCGAGUGCUCCUCGCGAGAAAAAAAAAGAAAAACUUAUAACGCGCGCGCUCUGUGUAGUGUUGCGGUACGGUGCGAUCUGUGCGGCACGCGGUACGGUGUGUCGUGGUCGGCGGCGUACGACAGCGAAGGAGCGAGUGGCAGUGCGCCCACUACCGAACUAGAUGUGCGUAAAUGGAAGGUAUAGGGGACAUAGGCGAUCAUCAAUCGCAUAGCGAGCAAUUACUGGACUCGGUCGAUUCCCCGGCGGCGGUGUCUACGCAUGGCCGGGGCGGUGGGGGCGGCUCGAAUGGGAACUGUGGUGGAGGAGGCGGAGGCGCCGGAGGAGGAGGAGGAGGAGGAGGAGGAGGAGGAAGUGGUAGCGGAGGUGGCGGUAGGGGUAUCGUGGUCGGUGGGGGUAGGCAUCAUAACCACCACCACCAUCAUCAUCACCAUCACAGCCACCACCACCAUCACCACCAUCAUCAACAGCAGCAGCAUCAGCACGAGGUCGUGCACGAAACGGGGGUUGGUAGGAGCGGUGGAGGCGGUGGUGGCAGUGGUAACGGGGGUGGUGGUGGCGGCGGCAACGGUGGUGGUGGUAACGGAGGAGGUAGCGUCGAGGGUAUGUCUUCGUCGGCCUCUCAAAGCCCCGACAUCGCGGCGAUGCAGCCGGAGCCGACGUAUCAGACACUGACCUCGGUGGCGGAGAGGAUGUCGCCGCCCGGUUUUAGUCCGGGCUCGUCGUACGCCACGCUGACACCGCUGCAACCGUUACCGCCGAUCUCUACGAUGAGUGAUAAAUUUGUUUACGGCGGUCACGCGGCCAGCGGCGUCACCGGUAGUUUCGCCGUCAUGCAGAACAACGGCCUGGGUAACAUCGGCCUCGGUAUGGGCGGUUCGCCAUAUGCAUACGACAAGCUACCUACGAUGGGCAUGUCGCCGCCGCACAAUUAUCCGUCGCCGGGCGCGGGACUGCAACCGAGUCCGCUCUCACCUCAGAGCGCGUAUAGCCAGAGCGGCCUCAAUUCGCCGCACAAGUCGUCCGCGAGUCCGCAUUACGACCCGGCUUUUCUGCCGCGGUUACAACAGAGUCCGGCGGCGCUUAGCCCGUCCUCGCCGCCAACUGUCUCGGCCACGGCGAGUUUCGCGCCAUCCCAUCAUUCCCCGCCUGGCACGCAUUCGGUGCCAAGCGCGCAGCAGCAGCAGCAGUCGAUGCCGCAGCAGCAGACGAUAUCGCACACGCAGCACGUGCAACAUACGUCGGUGGUGAUGAAGACGGUGUCAGCGGCGGGCAACGGCGGUGCCGGUGAGGUCGAGGAGAUCAACACGAAGGAGCUCGCACAGCGCAUUAGCGCCGAACUCAAGAGGUACAGCAUACCACAGGCGAUCUUCGCACAGCGGGUGCUGUGCCGCAGCCAGGGCACCCUCAGCGACCUGCUACGCAAUCCGAAGCCCUGGUCCAAGCUCAAGAGUGGUCGCGAGACCUUCCGGCGGAUGUGGAAGUGGCUGCAGGAGCCUGAGUUUCAGAGAAUGUCGGCCUUGCGGCUAGCAGCCCUGAGCAACUGCUCUGAGAGCGGAGGCGAGCCGGACGCCAUGCUGGACAUGCACCACCCAGGAACCGGGAUCGACUCGCACCAUCCGCAGUUUCACAACUCCUAUGCUGCACAGAUUCCACAACGCGGAACAUGCAAGAGGAAAGACGAGAUGGCGAACCAGGCAGAACACCAACAGCCCGCCCCCAAGAAACCGCGGCUGGUUUUCACAGACCUUCAGCGCCGUACUCUACAGGCUAUUUUUAAAGAGACCAAAAGGCCGUCGAAGGAGAUGCAGGUGACAAUCGCGAGGCAAUUGGGCCUGGAACCGACGACGGUCGGGAACUUCUUCAUGAACGCCCGACGCCGCUCCAUGGACAAAUGGAAGGACGAGGAUCCGAAGGCGGUCGCGGUCGAGGAGGAACAGUUGUCGCCCACGAUAGGGAUCGGCCAGCGCCAACCGAGCGACGUUUUGUGACACACGUCCGACCACGAGGAGUACCAUGACGAGUCACCCGACGAGGAGCUGCCCUUCUCGUAAGGGCGGCGUAUCACCUCGUGGACGUAUCCCUGCUGACACGCUCGAGCCUUAUAAACGACCGCGCGACACGCCUCGCAAAUUUUAUACUGGUCUUCAUAAGUCAUGUCUAUCUUUCUAAUAUCUCGGGAAUAUUGCUGAUAAUUGGCUAUUUCA
Messenger RNA from Mycetomoellerius zeteki, 2625 nucleotides. RefSeq names its product hepatocyte nuclear factor 6. The transcript is spliced from 7 exons. Gene Ontology annotation, cellular component: nucleus. Bases 592 to 2409 code for a protein of 605 amino acids. Gene Ontology annotation, biological process: regulation of transcription by RNA polymerase II. The record is from RefSeq and is a predicted model, not a curated record. NCBI's taxonomy places the organism in Eukaryota, Metazoa, Arthropoda, Insecta, Hymenoptera, Formicidae. Gene Ontology annotation, molecular function: DNA-binding transcription factor activity, RNA polymerase II-specific; RNA polymerase II cis-regulatory region sequence-specific DNA binding.